Messenger RNA from Lethenteron reissneri (Far Eastern brook lamprey), 2022 nucleotides. RefSeq lists its product as uncharacterized. The record is from RefSeq and is a predicted model, not a curated record. NCBI's taxonomy places the organism in Eukaryota, Metazoa, Chordata, Hyperoartia, Petromyzontiformes, Petromyzontidae.
UCGACCCAAAAAAAGGAAUCGAUUCCACAACUUGGCGGUAGUAGAAUCGGACAUCGAUUCUUCUCGGAUCGACAAUCGCCCCAUCCCGCAGUAACUGUACCAACAUCAACAUCGCCAGCAGCAGCAGCAUCACCAAGGAUAUCAACAACAAAAUCACCAACAAACACAUGCAAAGCUCCGACACCAACUCCAGCAACAUUCCCAACAGCGAUACCACCAACAUCACCAAUGACAACCACCAACAUGAUGAGGAGCACUGUCAACGGCGAAGUCGGUGGUGGUGGUGGUGAAGACGACGACGAUGCUAGUGACACCACCACCAUCACCACACUCCACACAUCCAGCCACGACACCCAGCUCCUCCUCGCUCUGCUUCUCAGCUGCCACCAGCUGCUCCAUCUCCUCCGGCUACGCAGACGACGACGCCGGCUGCUGCUGCACCUUCACCACCACCGCAUGUGCCGCUCGCUGUUCGCGCGGGCCCGGGCCCUGCUCAGGCCCCACCGACGCUUCUGGAUGGCGCCCCAGAGCCAACAUUGGUGGGAAUUCGUGGUGCAGGAGGGCUUCGCCGACGUCGACUGGCUGCGAGAAUUCCGCAUGCGCCGUGCCACCUUCGAGCGCCUCUGUUCGCUGGUGGCGGCCGACGUCGCUCCCGCCGCCGCCUUCGUCCGCAAGCCCGUGGACACUCGCAAGCGGGUGGCCAUCGCGAUCUUCAAGCUCGCCACGGGCGCAGAGUAUCGUGUCGUGGGCAAGCUGUUCGGUGUCAGUAAGACGACGGUGCACCGCUACCUCUACCGCGUGUGCAGGUGUGUGUGUCACCUCCUGCUGCGACACAGUGUGCAUCUUCCGGCCCUGGAAGAGGCACGUGCCAUAUCUGAGCGCUUCUGCAAGCAGCAUGUCCUGCCACAGGUCUUUGGCUGCAUUGGCAGCACACACAUCCCAGUACUCGCACCCAGGCUGGGCUCCAGAGACUACGCCAACAGGAACCAGUGGCCCUCCAUCAUCCUGCAGACCAUUGUGGACGACACGCUGAGGUUCCGAAACAUCUAUGUUGGCGUUCCAGGAAACACUCACCACGCAACAGCAUUCCACAUGUCAGAUUUGUAUAAGAAUCCUGAUCGUUUGCCCAAAGCUACCAUAGACAUGAAAGGUGUGGAUGUCCCACUCAUGAUCGUUGGUGAACCAGCAUUUCCGCUACUCCCUUGGCUAAUGAAAAUCUACGCAGAAAAACACUUGACCAAUGAGAGGGAGGUGUACAACACUCACAUCAACGCCAUCCUCGUUAAAGUGGAACAAGCCUUUGUCAAGCUCAAAGGUCGCUGGAGAAUUCUCUUGAAGCGCUCUGAUGUGCACCAUAUGUUCAUGCCCACGGUGGUGGCCACCUGCUGCGUUCUGCACAACUUGUGUGAAGAGCAGUACUGAUGACUUUCUUACCACAUGGCAAGAGGAGGUGAAGGAGAUGCAGCACCAGCAACGGCAACCAAAGGCAAGCCAAUGUGAGGGUCAGGAGAACCACGAAGCGGUGGUGAUCCGUGACGCUCUUGUGGCUUACAUCACUGAGCAUGUGCAUCAAGAGGGCAUUACAGCACAAAGCUAACGAAAAUGUAAUUUGUGUAGCACAGAUAACAUGUUUUUUAUGACAGAAUCCAAUCUCAUUGGGUUAACAUUGCUUGCUAUGUGCAGUACUGUAAUUACUGUACUUAAUUAGCAAGCAAAACACAUUUUAAGCGUUUUACAUCAGCUUAGAAUCAAAAAUGUUUGUACAUUAUUAACUGGCCUACCUGGAUAUACUUUUGCACUAAAUAUGUACUGUUCUAAAUAUGUAUCUAGUAUUUGAAUCGCAAGUAAUUUGGAAAAAAUGCACUUGCUUAACACAUUUUAAAAAAAUUACUUUUUCACUUGAGCUCAAUGUUGUGGGCAUGAUAUUUAUGUUGAACUUAUUUCGCACCUUACAUCGCCAACCGUGUUUUGUUGACUUAAUAAAAUUAAUGUGAAUCUUCACAGCUUUACGCUAAAAAUGUG